AUGAUGGUCGUUCAAAUUACCUUUACAUUUCUAUUACUUAUUUUCCAUAUACUCAAUGGAACAUUUGGUUUAUUUACUAAUCAAACAAAUAGUACAACAACAUCAUUACCAAUACAAAAUUCAACAAUAUUGGAGAAAAAACUUGCAAAAUAUACACUUCAAGAAAAAUCUUCUAGCAUUCAAUAUAUGUCUGAAGUUGGUUCACGUUGUAGUGAUGAUGGAUUUUUUCCUGAUAAAGAUGAUUGUCGAAAAUUUCAUGUUUGUUAUAGUGGUACUCAAUCAGUUCGUUGGUGUAAAGAAGGAAUGUUAUGGGAUGAAAUAAAGAUUGGUUGUAGUAUGCAAAAUAUUACAAAAUGUACUGGUGGACGAAAAAAAUGGACACGAGAUGAAGAUUUAACAACAACAACAACAAUGACACCAAAAACUUUCAAAGGAAAUUAUACAUGUCGAGUAGGUGCUAGUGGAUUAUUUGCUGAUCCAAGUUCAUGUACAAUUUAUCAUUGGUGUGUUCUUGGUGUACUUCAUUCAACACAUUUUUGUAAUCCUGGUUUACAUUUUUCAGCAAGUGCUAGUGGAUGUGUUUGGCCAAAAGAUGCUGAAUGUGAAGGACAAAUUGCACCACCUUAUUCAUCAAUUGAAUGUGCAUUAGGUAGUUCAGGUUAUUUUCCUGAUCCUUAUGAUUGUUCAGUAUUUCAUUAUUGUGAUGGAGUUCGAGUUCUUAGUGAAUCAUUACUUUGUUCGGCUGGUCGUGUAUGGAGUUCAAGAUUAGAAAAUUGUGCUUGGCCUCAUGAAGUACUUGAAUGUCAAAAUUCAUGUCCUGCAAAUUAUUCAAGUCAAAUGCGUUUUGCUGUUCCAAUGGUAUGUUCUCAAUAUAUUCAAUGUGUUGAUGGACAUUUAGAACAACGAACAUGUCCAUAUAAUUUUCUUUUUGAUCGUAUUACAAAAACAUGUGUCCCAUAUGAACAAGCAGAAUGUCAUGGUAAUAAAGCGGACAUAUUAUUAACAACAACAAUUUCUCCAUGUAAGUUUAGACAAUAUUUACUUGAACUAAAGGAAAAUCCUCUUAUUUAUUUAAAAUAA
This is a messenger RNA of Rotaria sp. Silwood2, 1080 nucleotides long. Lineage: Eukaryota; Metazoa; Rotifera; Eurotatoria; Philodinida; Philodinidae. The record is from the annotation of a GenBank genome assembly.